Seminavis robusta is the source of this 303-nucleotide messenger RNA. The record is from the annotation of a GenBank genome assembly. Lineage: Eukaryota; Bacillariophyta; Bacillariophyceae; Naviculales; Naviculaceae.
AUGAUGGUGGAGCGGCGCCUCAAGAACAACGAGAGCGAGGAUGCCGACAUGUACCAUCUCUUGAGUCAUCAUCAGGGCACUGACAAUUCCACGUCCGACGAGGAAGAGAGAGGCAGCGCACUUGAAGAUUUCACGGCUUUUGCCCGUGGGUUCACUCCACAGACUCGAGAUCUUCAAUACCAGAUGCAAAAGGCCAAGGAAAGGUGGACUACCCUGAACAGCGAUGCACGGCACGUUCGUCUGCAGCGCUGCAUCAUGAACCACAUUGGCAAGUCAUGGCUCAAGCACAAGAAGAAGAGUUGA